Molecule: messenger RNA, 1797 nt
Organism: Annulohypoxylon maeteangense
Lineage: Eukaryota; Fungi; Ascomycota; Sordariomycetes; Xylariales; Hypoxylaceae
Exons: 3
Coding region: 1-1797 (598 amino acids)
Source: RefSeq, a predicted model, not a curated record
AUGUUUUUGACAAACCCACUCAUCGCAUUGACUUCGGCUUUAGCUCUGAGCUCAGUCUCAGCAGCUACGCCUUCGCCGAAUCUUGCAGUCGACGUGCGAAAUGCCCCUGGCUCAUCAACUGCAGAUACUCUUCUUGCGCUUCGACGGUCUCUUGCAGGAAUCAAGAGAGAUACGGUGCUGAAGAAUACCACGACUUUAGAUAAAAGUUGGAAUGGCGCAAUUUUGCUUAGCAUUGCGGCUCAACAGAGCACGAAAAACAAUGUGUCGCUGAGCGCCGGCAUCGACAUCACCUGUACGACAUGCUACAUCAAAGGUCAAGCGACAGCGCAGUUUUCAGUUGACGGUAGCUUCAAUGCGUCCCAGGCGAUCCGGAACUUCACCGGCGAAGUAGUGCAGGACAUCACAAAUAUCACUGACCAAGUCAUCGAAUCUAUCGAGGACUACUUUCCAACGGUGUUGCACAAUCUGAAGGAUGGAAUAGACCUGGAUGACUUCGAUUUCCCACCGAUUAACGCCACUUUCGACGUUGACAUGCCGGACAUCCCUGAAUGCCAUCUCCAAUUUCAGUUUGAUGAUCUAGAGCUAUACCUGCUCAUCGACACCGUGCUAUCUGCCGGGGCCACCUAUAACCUGAAUCUGUACUCGUCGAACACACCCAUCGGUAUUUCCGCAGGCAGUGACAUGUUCCUCGGCGUCGUCUUCUCCGUCGAUCUAAUUCUAAGCGUCGAUGCUGAAAUUGACGUCAGUAGUGGGAUCCAUAUCAAACUCGAUGACGGUGUAGGUCUCGACAUGUCCCUAUUUGGACACAACGUCUCAAGUAUUACAUUCAACGGAGCCAACUUCGAGUUCCUCCCCGUAACAGUCCAAGGAGCGGGCGGUUUGAUCAAGGCCGUAUUACGGCUAGGCGUGAAAGCCGGCUUCGAGCUCUCUACACCUAGCGUCGCAAUCCCCAGCUUCUCCUUCAACACCAAAGCUAGCGCCGGCGUGGGUGUCAGCGUCUGGGCCGAUAUCGCUGAGUUCGCGACGAACAUAACGGCGGCCCCAGAGGGAGACGACGCGGGUUGUGCCCUGAGAGUAGAGCAGACGUAUCAAUUCGGCCUCGCUGCUGCCGCGGGAGCCACCCUCGCGAUUGGCGCGGAGACGUGGGGCCCCAGUCCAAACACGAACAUCCCAAUCUUCUACACAACAAUAGCCGACGUGUGUGCCAUCGGUAAGACCACGACGACUACCGUAUCUACCACCGCAGCAGUUACUGCUAGAGCCGACCAGAGCUUGACGCCGACGACGCUCACUUCGAAGGUUACUUUCACGGGGACGGCUUGUAUGACCACCGGUCUGGUGAACUGCCCGGUGUCCUCGCAAACCACGACCAAAGUUACCAGUACCCUGACUUACAUCACAUCGGUGGCUUCGGGAGUAGAUGUUACCUUCCCGCAGUCCACAGGAACCGGUGUCGCCACCCCGGUUCCCUUCGGCACCAACAGGAAGUCAAUAGAUGCCACAUCAGGGUCUCCCGUAUCGUACACACCGCCACCGCCAAAGUCGACGUCAGGAGAUCCCACUGUUUCCACCGAGCACCCGCUGGGUGAAGUCGGCGGAGUUGAUAAGAGACUCAUCAUCGGUGUUAGCGUCGGUGUUGGUGUUCCCGUGCUCAUCGGAAUCGCUGUUGGUAUCUUUUUCUGCCAGAAGCGCAGGCGAUACGCGUCGGUUCCCAAGGGUGAACCAGUCUAUCUCGGGGCGCCACAGCCGUAUGGAGGUAGCCAAGAGGCCAAGAAUAGGGUAGUCACAAAUCAUUGA